Phytophthora sojae is the source of this 1452-nucleotide messenger RNA. RefSeq lists its product as hypothetical. The record is from RefSeq and is a predicted model, not a curated record. The coding region runs from base 1 to 1452 and encodes 483 amino acids. The transcript has a single exon. Gene Ontology annotation, molecular function: amino acid transmembrane transporter activity. NCBI's taxonomy places the organism in Eukaryota, Oomycota, Peronosporomycetes, Peronosporales, Peronosporaceae. Gene Ontology annotation, biological process: amino acid transmembrane transport. Gene Ontology annotation, cellular component: vacuolar membrane.
AUGGCGUUCUUCACGACCGAGGACCUCAAGAUCGCCUUCAACUUCUUCUGUACCGUGUACGGCAUUGGUACGCUAGGCCUGCCGUCCAACUUCGCGCGCUCGGGCGCCACGAUCGCCACGAUCGCGCUUAUCUUCAUGGGCUUCGCCAACAUUUGCUCGUGCGUGGCCAUCUCGCGCGUCAUGCUGGCCGCCCCCAAGUCGGUUAAGACCUACGGUGACGUCGGCGAGUGGUGCUGCGGCAAGAUCGGCCGUUACGUCGUCCUCUUCGUCCAGUUCGGUGUUUGCUGCUUGGUGCCGUGCGCGUUCCUGGUGCUCGGUGGUAUCCUGCUCGACGGCAUCUCCCCCGGUGCCUUCGACCAGCAGUACUGGAGUAUCAUCAUGGCCGCCAUGCUGAUGCCUGUGAUCCUCACCCCAACGCUCAAGGAAGGUGCUGCUGCUGCCUUCGCUGGCUGCCUGGGCACGCUCCUGGCCGACGCCAUCGCUCUCGGCGUGCUGGUUAACGGCAUCGGCUCGGACCACCCGUCCGUGAUCAACCCCGACUUCGACUUCGGCCAGGUGGCCAGCUCCUUCGGUAACCUGGCUCUGGCCUACUCCGCCGCCGUACUGGUGCCUGCUCUGCAGCGCGAGCACUCGCAGCCCGAGCGUAUGCCGCGCAUCGUCGCCACCACGAUGGCCUUCACCGCGUGCCUGUUCCUCAUCAUCGGCGAGACCUCGUACGCCUUCGUGGGCUGCCAGAUCCCCGGCAACCUGCUGUUCGCCAUCGGCGGCACGGCGCUGGACCUGAACGCCAACCGCGGUGCUGUUGUGCUGGCUUACCUGUUCAUGCAGCUGCACAUCACCAUCGCCAUGUCCGUGAUCCUGAACCCCGUGCUCUACAUCGCUGAGCGCGGCAUUCUGGGCAUGCACAAGCGUCCGCUCCUCGCUGCUGUCGACGAGGAGUCCCCCGCCUUCGAGGGCAUCAACACGCCGCAGAAGGACCGUGCUUCGGCCAUCGGCGUGACGGGCCCGUCCGUGACGUCGCUUGCUGACGCCGAGUACGACCUGUCUCCGGAGGCGCUGCUCGAUGAGUACCACAACAGCGGCCCCAUCGUGACCGCCAAGUACAUGACGAUCCGUAUCGUUGUUGUGGUGAUCCUCCUCGUCAUCGCCAUCAUUUUCAAGGACCACUUCGUCGACUUCACCGACUUCGUCGGUGCCUGGGCCGUGUCCAUGGCCUGCAUCAUCCUGCCGAUCUUCUUCUACCUCAAGGUGUUCUGGAACCGCACUCCGUGGUACGAGAAGGCUAUUGGUGCCUUCAUCAUCGUUGUCUGCGCCUGCCUCGGCGGCUACGUGACGUACACGACGGGCAAGAACCUCUUCCUCAACAUUGUGAGCGACAAGACGUUCCCGUACUGCCCCUCGGGCUACGACAUGGUAGUGUACACGAACGAGACGUUCUACGGCAACAACUAG